This is a messenger RNA of Penicillium egyptiacum, 3246 nucleotides long. Lineage: Eukaryota; Fungi; Ascomycota; Eurotiomycetes; Eurotiales; Aspergillaceae. The record is from the annotation of a GenBank genome assembly.
AUGGAGCAAUCAGCACAAAACCCCAUGCAGGGCUUACCUCAUGGGAAUUCUUCACUACCUGCAGAUUACUGGAGCACGCUUGAUCCCGCGUACCCCGAUCCCGAGCAGCAGAUUCAGCAGCCACCUCAGCCUCAACAGCAACCUCAACAGCAGCACGAUUCUGCAUCACAAUCAGCAUCUCUUGGCAUUGGAUGGGACCAUCCUGUUUUCCAACACCAACAAAGAGAUACAGCCCCACGAGCAGAGCCAAACCAUGGCAUUUACUCGUCGGUGCAUCAGCCUUGGCAGCAAGCAAAUCCUCUGCAACAGCCACCGCAGCGAGGAUAUGGAGCUUCGGCCCAAUUUCAGAUACUCCCGCAAGCUCCUCAUUUCCAGCAGGGACAGAUAUCCUUUGACUCUCAUCCCCUGAAUGCAUCCGAAUCUUCGGCAUUUCCGUCAUUUUCCUACCAGCCAAAUUACUUCCAUCCACAACACCCACAUAUCUCAGUACCAGACACUUUCUCCGAAGCAUCUACGCAGCAGAGAAUACAGCCACGGCUGCAGCAACAACCCCAGCCAUCGGUUUCUCCAUACCCUUUACCUCAAGGGUACUCCUCAGAGAUGCUGCAAAACACAAUUGAUUUGACCAACGACUACCCUGACACAGACCCAAAUGUCACCAUUAACCCCCAGUUCCUAAAUUCCACCCCGCAGGCAUUCAAUCAACAGCAGUCUUCGUUAGCAAGCAACUUUCUUCAGGGAAUGCCUGCGGAUUUCCAGCGACAAGGGAGUGAACAGACCAGGCUAUUCAAUUACUACCAGCAUGAUCUUUCAGUUCAGCCACAGAUGACACCAACUGGCAACUCGGCGCUUCCGCCUAGAGGAUUCCCAAUGCCGGAAGUUGUAAUCACCAAUAAGAAGGGUGCUUAUAAUAAGCAGCAAACAAAGAAGACUUCUGCACAUGGCCAAACCAGAACUGUAUCUAAGUCAGAAAGUGAAAGUUCGGAUGAAUCCGAUCUUGAGAUCGAAGCGCCUGACGAGCCGUCUCCUAUCCCUCCGAUCCGUCCGACUGAGCCCGAGGCUGCCGCGCAAUAUGAUACCCUCCAAGCCGUGUGGUCACCAAGGAACAAAUGGCCUGGUCCUGAGAAGGUCAAGAACGCGCUGGUAGCCUACAAAGAGCUUGUCAAAUCAUUGAGAGAUGCAUGGAAGGAACAAGUUCAGGCGAUGAAAUUAGCCGAAAACGAAGAGGACAACAAGAAAGCGACAAAGCUCAAGGAAAAGGUCAUUUCCCAACGUCGCAGUAUGGAUAAAAUUGCGAUCACAACACUAGAAAUGGGUCAUCCCAAUAUUGUUGAGAAGCUGGGAGAGCACCCUAUGAUUGUGGCGGCUCUAUAUUCCUUCUUGCUCGACCGUUUCCAAGCAGCAGACUUUGCUGGGACUCUGACUAUUAAUCUGCUUUCGCUCUUCUCGCGUUUCACGAGUUUGACAGAAGACCUGUUGCAAAAGACCAAUCUUUCCAAAUUACUCCCCAAGUUCCUCAAAAAAGGUGGUCAGCAGGUUAAGGACCUCACACAGAAGAUCCUGGAUAAUGCUGCGGCCUGGACGAAGCGUAAGCAGGAUAGUGAAAAGCCUGCGAAAGAAGAGUCGCAUCCAAAGGGCCUUUCAACAGACCAGCCUAAGGGAGAGACUGGAGUGAAGCGACCCCGCGAGGCGGAUAGCAACCUGCAACCUGGCGCAAAACGAAUGGCGGCUACCAACACCUCGAAGGAUGUGAAUAAAGUUGCACCCGCAGGCAAUGGAUCAGCCAAGGGAGCACAAAGUAGUAAGCCAACCGGCCCUGCAGCGCUGCGACCUAAGGCCAAUAUCGUGGCUCCCAAGCCAACAAGUCUCUUUGGAACUUUAAGCUCAGCGUCAAAGAGACCCGGGACCACAAAUGCGGAUAGGGCUGCCGCCGCCGCUGCAGCAAAACCAACUGCUCCCCCCGAAAAGGAAAAGACAACACCAGCACCGAAACCAGCUUUCUCCUUUGGUGACAUUAUGGCCGACUUGAACAAACCGAAGCAGGCACCAACCCCCAAGCCCACCGAAGACCAGCCCCCGGAGACUGAAGCUGAGCGGGCAAAGAGGUUGCGUAAAGAAGAGCGCCGUAAACUUCGCGUGACCUGGAAGCCGGAUGAUGCUCUUGCUGAAGUUCGACUAUUCACCCACGAUCCCGAUGAAGAAUUAGGCCCCGGCGACGGGUCAUUGCGUUCACGGGGAGACGUUAAAGGCGAAGGUAGUGUUCUUAAGCUUCACAAAGAUAUGGACGAACUGGAAGAAGAGGACCUUGGCGGUAUUCGCGAGACCGUAUAUCAAGAUGGUUAUGCUCUUUCGAUGGUCGAUUUCGAUUUCGACGAAUCAAAAGCUGACAGUUUCAUCAAACGCGGUGGCCCCCAGUUGCCAACCAGUCCCGAGAGGGAGGCUCAGGAGCAUCGAGAAUCCACUACCCUUAUGGUCUUCUAUACGUCUCCUGCCGACAUGCCUGACACACCCAAGGAGCCACCGACUCCUGGCCCCGACGAUGUUGUUACUGAUGUAUUGCCUUUCGGAGAAUUGCCCGACUUGGUCAAGGUCCGUCAGGAACGUUACUACUCCUAUGUGAACCCCAAGCCCACGGCCCCCCAACAGCCGCAGCAACCUACUGCCGGGAACAGUGGAUUCGACAUCUCCAAUUUGCUCAAGAUCAUCCAGGGUGUGCCUGGACAGGCGCAGCCAAUCCCACCACCGCAGCCAACCCAAUCCGGGGGCAUGCCGGAUCUCGAGAGGACCAUCAACAUGUUCCGUCAGCAACAGCCUCAAGCCCAGGUUCCCCCGGCUCCACCAGUACCCACUGCUCAGCCCCAAGGCCUUGACUUCAACGCGAUCUUGAAUGUCAUGAAACAAAUGCAGGGGCCGGCUGCAUACUCUCAGCCUCAGCAAUCGCAAUCAGCAAUGGCACCCAACCUCGGCGCCAUGUUCGCACAAUUCGGUGGGCAGAACCAGCAAGUCGGUUCUCUCCCAUUCCAACAGCAAGGCCAUGACUAUGAAGACCCAGAGCGCAAGCGAGGCCACGAGGGCAGUUAUUAUGACGAGCAGUCUAACUCCGAAUCGUGGAGUCGCUCGAAACGGACCAAAGUUGGCGCCAACGAGGCUAAGCCUUAUAAGGUGGGAUUAGUUGCCUGCAGAUUCUGGGCUGAGGGCAAGUGUCGCAAAGGCGACAACUGCACUUUCCGCCACGAUCCUCUCUAA